Nasonia vitripennis (jewel wasp) is the source of this 594-nucleotide messenger RNA. RefSeq lists its product as uncharacterized. The transcript has 3 exons. The record is from RefSeq and is a predicted model, not a curated record. NCBI's taxonomy places the organism in Eukaryota, Metazoa, Arthropoda, Insecta, Hymenoptera, Pteromalidae. Bases 94 to 399 code for a protein of 101 amino acids.
GUCGUUUGUAUAUAAGCACAUCGUGAUUUCGAUGAGGUACAGUUCAGCUUCAGUUCGCUUCAGUAAAACAACUGAUUUCAACAAUCCAACAAAAUGUUCUCCCGCUACUUCUUGACUUUCUGCCUUAUGGCUGUGUUCGUCGCCUUCGUCGCUGCCAGCGUAGAAGUAGAGAGCGAAGAAAUCGAAUUCGACGACUCAUCGAUGACCGUUGAAGAAAGAUCCAAGUUUGGCCGUAAAAUAGAGAAGAUCCUCAAGAAAUUCUUCAAGCACGCCACUGAGGAGUGCCUGAAGGCAGCUGUCAAUAAGUGCAAGAAAUACUGGUACAACCCAUCCAAAGUCAUCCAGUGCGCUAAGGACCUCUGGAGCGUUGAAACUGCUGCUUGCCUUGUUGGUGCCUAAGAAACGUAAUCUCACUAGUCUCGAUCCAUUACCACCAAAUUCAAUGAUCAUUAAUUGAAAACAAUGGAGACGCAAACACGAAAUGACUUUAAGAGUUAAGACACUAUUUUUUACAAAGAUCUUUAAAAAUAGAUAUCUUAAUGAAGAAGUUUAUAAAAAAGACACCGUAUAAAUAAAAUAAAUAUUUUAAUACUA